This is a messenger RNA of Austrofundulus limnaeus, 3917 nucleotides long. Its product is annotated as transcription initiation factor TFIID subunit 4. The record is from RefSeq and is a predicted model, not a curated record. NCBI's taxonomy places the organism in Eukaryota, Metazoa, Chordata, Actinopteri, Cyprinodontiformes, Rivulidae. Gene Ontology annotation, biological process: transcription initiation at RNA polymerase II promoter; DNA-templated transcription. Gene Ontology annotation, cellular component: transcription factor TFIID complex. Gene Ontology annotation, molecular function: DNA binding; RNA polymerase II general transcription initiation factor activity; protein heterodimerization activity.
AUCUAUGCGCCGGAUGCUCCGCGCAUGCGCACAUGCUAAAAAGCGAUUUGCACAACGGUGUAACAGUAAAGAUGGCGGGAGCCUCCGACCCGCUGGAGGACGUGCUCUCCGACGAGGUGGACCAGAAAGCGGUUAGCGACCUGGUCGGCUCCCUGGAGUCCCAGCUAGGCGACAGAAAGACUCCCGCGGCCUCUUAUUCCGACGGGAAGCGGGACCCAGCGGCGGCCGCUGCGGGACACCUCUCAGGAAAAGUGCGAGAUCAAGUGGGGUCCGCGGAGCCGCCGCAACAAGGGCAUCCAAAAGCGGGGUCGACCCAGGAGCCCGGCGUCAACGACCCGCUGUCCGGCCAGUCUCUCCCCUCCUCGGCCUCUUCAGGACCCACCGGGACCGUAAGAACCGUCGGAACCAGUCUGCAGGCGGCGGGAGCCUCUGCUCUGACCGCUCCGCCUGGACCGGGACCCGUAACUUUGAGCACUCAGCCCCCCGCUAGCUUCCACCGGGCGGCCGUCCUGUGUCCGAGCGCGGCUCCCAGCUCCGCGGAGGCGACCCGGACCUCCUCUCCUGGAUCCCAGGGCUUGAACGGCAGCACCGGAGCCGGUGUCCCCCCGCCGCCCAGCGGGGUCAGCUCCGUCAUCAGCGCCGGGGGCUCCGCUGUGGUCGGGUCCAUGGCUUCACAGCCCGGAUCCCCCGCUGUGACCCUGCCGGGUCACCCCAGCCCGGUGCCCGGCGCCCAGAACGGGCUGGAGCCCAAAGCGGUCCCCUCCCCGUCCGCCUCAGCCCCUCAGGUCCUGAACCACAGCACCCCUCUGAUGCACGCCAAGAUGCUGGUGACCGGGCAGACCCCCGCCGGGACCCCCGUCAUCCUGACCAGCACCCCCCCUCCUCCUGCAGCCCAGUCCUCCAUCAUCCAGACCCAGACUGGGACCAGCCCCGGGGCCAAGCCCGUCAUCAACGGGGUGGCUCAGCCCACCGUGGCCGUGGUCAGACCACCUGGUGCCCCUGUCGGGGGUCCCACCUCCAUCCAGCAGCAGAGUCCCGGGCUGGUGGCCGGUACGACCCGGGCACCCACCCCCCAACCCGGGCUGACGGUCCGGCCCCAGCAGCAGACCACCAUCCAGCUGCCCCCUGGCUUCACCAUUCCUCCAGGUAUGGUUCUGGUCCGGACAGAAACGGGUCAGCUGGUCAUGGUCUCUCCACAGGUUCUGGCUCAGGCUCAGGCCAAGAUCCAGCAGGGCCAAACGGCGGUCACACAAAGACCCGCGGCGCCGAUCGGCACACCCACCAUCCGGGUCAGCACCGCCACCACGGCGCCUGCAGGCCCCCCAACCCCCCGCCUGGCCUCGGCCCCUCCCACCAGGAUCGUUCAGUCCCCCUCCACCUCCUCCGUACAGGCGCUGACCGGCGCCGUGUCCAUCAGGAUGGCCACGCCUCAGAAAACCUCCACGGUGAUAACGGCCGGCGGGAAUGCCAAACCCGCCGUCGUGCCGCCGAGCCCGCUCCCCAACACGGCCACGCCCACCCCUCCCACGGCCACGCCCAUCACCAGAGUCACGGUGGUGUCGCAGGAAAUGCAGGAAAACGUGAAGAAAUGUAAAAACUUUCUGGCCACGCUCAUCAAGCUGGCGUCCCACAACUCCCCGUUUCCAGAGACCUCCAAGAAUGUGAAGGCCCUGGUCCAGGACCUGCUCGAUGCAAAGAUUGAGCCUGAGGAGUUUACGUCUCGGCUGCAGGCUGAGCUGAAGUCCUCCCCACAGCCCUACCUCAUCCCCUUCCUGAAGAAAAGCCUCCCCGCUCUGCGUCAGACGCUCCUCAACAGUCAGCAGUCCCUGAUGACGGCUCCGCCCAGCACCUCUGCCCCGCCUCCAGCUGCUCCCGGCUCGGUCACCGCCGCCGCCACCAUCAGGCCGCCGCCGCCCGGCAACACCGUGGGCGGCGCCGUCCGCCUGAACCCGCCCAUCGCCAACACAACAGCUGUGGCGGUGUGCAGACCAGGAGUCCAGUCUGUACAAACCCACUCACCUGUUGUCAUCAACCAGACCCUCAGACAUCCAGGGACGAUGAUGACAUCAACGACGUGGCGUCGAUGGCCGGCGUCAACCUGAGCGAGGAAAACGCUCGUAUCCUAGCAACCAGCUCGGAGCUGGUCGGCACCAAGAUCCGAUCCUGCAAAGACGAGUCCUUCCUGCCCCCGGGCCUCCUGCACCGGCGCAUCCUGGACACGGCCAAGAAGCAGGGAGUGACGGAGGUCCCGCUGGACGUGGUGAACCUGGUCUCACACGCCACCGAGUCCCGGCUGCGCUCGCUGCUGGAGAAGGUCACAGUCAUCGCUCAGCACCGCUCAGAGGGCGGCAAGGAUGAAGAGCACUACGAGCAGACGACUGAUGUUCGAUCUCAGCUCAGAUUCUUUGAGCAGCUCGAGCGGCUGGAGAAGCAGAGGAAAGACGAGCAGGAGCGAGAGAUCCUGCUGAAGGCCGCCAAGAGCCGGGCCCGGCAGGAGGAUCCAGAACAGAUCCGGCUCAAGCAGAAAGCAAAAGAGCGGCACCAGCAGGAACAGGCGGAGAUCCGACAGCGGGACGCCAACCUCACGGCUCUCGCUGCAAUCGGGCCACGCAAGAAACGCAAACUGGAGUCCGGAGGCGGCGGCGAGGUGGCCUCGGGCUCAGGUGUGGGUUCCUCGGUGAGCUCCUCCCCCCGGCAGCAGCAGCUCCGGCAGCGGAUCACACGAGUCAACCUCAGGGACUUCAUCUUCUGUCUGGAGCAGGACCGCAGCACGACCCGGUCCCUGACGCUCUACAAGGCCCUGCUGAAGUGAUAAGCCCCGCCCCCGAGUCCUCCGGUCAUGGCGAGGGGGCGGGGUGAUGCUCCUAAACCGCAGCAUCUCACCUGGACACGCCGCCCACAGGCCGGACCCUCAGCUCUGCUGUUACACAACGUCUUGAGUCUUCAGGUCCGGUUCAGACCCCUCCCUGCUGCUGGGAGUCAGACCAGAACCACCUGAACCAGAACCUGGACUCUGCUCCGUUUUACCUCCACAGAUUCUUACACAGGAAGUUUUCUACAAGAACUCUCAGGGACGGUUCUGAUCCACGUUAGUCCUCCGUGAGAAGGAACUUUGGUUUUAUUGGUUUUACUGAUGACGCCAUCGGUUCUGAUUGGACCCACCUCGACCCGCCUCAAAGCUUCAUCAGAGGAUAAACCACAACUGGACCAGUCUGUGUGUCUGCUCUGAUUGGCUGUCAGACAGGAAGUUGCUCUGAUUAGCUAUCAGUGCCCCGCCCCCUUUCCUGCAGACUCCUGUACCUGAACAGGUGCCUUCUGAGUGGACCCUUCAGGACGCCAGCUCGCUGCGGUUCAGAGAGUUCUACUUGGUUCUGAUCGUCCUCUCAGAACCGGGUCGGGUCGCGGUGGGGGUGGAGACGGAUCGUGACGCCUCGAUGGUUUUAACGGUUAAUCGUGAUCGACGCGCUACAGGUGUCACUUCCUGCUGGGAGUCCGACAAUCAACCAAUCAUCUGAUCAUUUGACCGGAUCAGACCAGAACCAGAACUUUCUCAUUUUUAAAAAAGGUUUUGAACUCUUUAAAUGUGAAUCUGAACCUUUUCCCACCAUGUGACUCACAGGAAGUGACUCCUCCUCUUCAUCACCUCGGUUCUGAUGAAGACCGAAGCUGUAGAACCUGUAGACGCAGUCGGACCUCAAGAGUCUGAAGGUUUUUAACGCUUUAAAACAACUUUUAGUUUGGGUUUAGCUCCGCCCCCUUUAGCUGGAACCGACGCCGAACACUGAGCUUUGGUCCACGGGCCGGACGGUUCUGAUGGUUCUGAAUUUAUUUAUAUUUCCUACUUCCUGUUUUCAGCCUGAUGCAGUUUUACACGUGUUUGUACCUUUUUGCUACAAAAUAAAACCAAGAAGAAGAAA